Microthlaspi erraticum is the source of this 1056-nucleotide messenger RNA. Lineage: Eukaryota; Viridiplantae; Streptophyta; Magnoliopsida; Brassicales; Brassicaceae. The record is from the annotation of a GenBank genome assembly.
AUGGAUACUACGAAAACCGAAGAAACUCCGGUUAACCGUCUCCAUUUUCCGGCGAGGAAGCUAAACCAUAACCAAGAAGAAGCAGGAGAUUCCAUAAUUUCAUCGGAAACCGGAAGCAAUGGAGAAGAGUUUUCCGAUUGUGAUCAACCGUCAUCGAUAGCUAACGAUCUUGGCCUAGUGAAGUUGCUUAAAAACGACAAAGCAUACGAGCUAAUCCAUCGUCACUGCAAAUCUAACCUCACUCCUCAAUUCGAGAUCGUAUCGAUUCUCAAGAACGGGUUUCAGAGUCCAUUGGCUAGAGCUAAGCUUAAAGCCUUCAAGAUAUACGUAGACUCUGUCGCGGAGAAAAACGGCGGCUGCUGCGGAGAAGGCGGUGGAAGCAAAGCUCCGGCUGAAGCGGUGAGAGUGAAAUACGGUUGGUGCGGCGUGGAGAAGGAAGAUUUAAAAACGAUACUAACGUACGGAUUUAGCCAGCAAAACUUGAAGAACAACAAUGGUGGUGGCUUACUCUAUCUCUCACCAGACAAUGCUCCUCUUCAAUGUAUGAUUGAUUCUUCAUCGGCAUCUUGUGAUGAAGAUGGGAUUAGAUUCUUGCUGCUUUCAAGAAUUAUUUUGGGGAAAUCAGAGAUUGUUUCUGCUCAGGGUUUGAUCAACAGAUCGUAUCCGAGUUCGCCGGAGUUUGAUUCAGGUGUAGAUAGUUUAAUGUCUCCGAAGAAGUAUAUUAUUUGGAGCACACAUGUGAACACUCAUGUUUUGCCUGAGUUUGUUGUAUGCAUCAAAUCUCCAUCUAUCUUGAGAGAAAAGAAUCCGAAAUCGCCUUGGAUAACGUUUCCGGUAUUGAUCAAAUUGAUAUCGAGGUUUCUUAAUCUGUCUCAAAUCCUUCUUGUUCAAAGACACUAUAAAGAACAUCAAGAUAUGAAGCUCUCGCGAUCUGAGUUGAUUCAACGACUGAGAUGUAUCACCGGAGAUAGAUUACUAGUUCACAUCAUCAAAUCUUUCGGACAAAAGGCACCGGAAGGAUCAAGACCGAUAAAUGGACAGUCAUGCCGUGGCUAG